AUGGCUGGGAAUGCAAGAGACUCUGCACGAAGCAGUCUCAAGUCUGCAAGCAGCAACAUUGUGUCAACUGGAGCUACUCAGUUUGUCAAGGAAUCAUUCAGACAACUCAACAAGCGAGCUGAUGUUCAUGUGGAUUCGACUAGAUAUGUCCAGUCUGCACCUAAUAUCUGGAGACAGGCGAUUUCAUACGAAAAAGAAAAUGAUUUGGUUCAGACAUAUAUUAUGUUUAUGCGAUACACAGUACUCGGAGUUACAGAGCUUAAAAAACAUCCAGAUUACAAGUCACCUGCUGUUCAAGGGGACAUUCAAAAGAUUCAAAUGAAUUGUGCCAUGGCUAUUACAAAACUGGAGCGAAUUCGUCCACUUCUUGAAAAACGGUAUUCAGCGAUCGAGCAAGCAAACAUAAUAGAAAUGGACCGGCGAAAGCGUGAGUAUGCAGCAAGAGUCGAGGCAGCACAGAUUGCUUUGAAUGCAGAGAAAAUGAAAGCAAAUCAGCACUCUGACAUGAGUGUACAUACCGAAAGGGUGUCUAGCGGAUCUGCUAUGGAGGGUCAACUCUAUGAUGAUGAAUGGUGGCGUAUGGAAUCUGGAUCAAAGAGUGAUGGUCAAUCCAUGACAAAAUCUAUUCAGUCGGAAUUACCAGCAGCUAUGCCCACAUACUCACUUCCUGUGCAGUCUACAUCAAACAUUUCAGCAUCACUACCUCCACCUAUACCAUUCAAGCCAAGCAAUGCAAUGUCUGCUCUUCUUGGACCUGAACCUUCAUACGAAUCAUUGACAUCUCCUACUUACAAGACUAUUUUUGACGAUUCUCUUGAAGGAAAGUUACGAAAAAUGCAUCUUCCACGCAGACUGAUGCAAGAGUUUUUGAAACGAGCGCAACCCAAUACCAGUCGCAAUCUAGAAACGUGUGGUAUUCUUUGCGGAAGACUUCAAAAGAACGAAUUUACAAUCACCAACUUGGUGAUUCCCAAACAAACUGCCACGUCAGAUACAUGUUCCACGACAAACGAAGAAGAUUUGAUUGAGUUUCAAGAUAAAAGAGAUCUGAUUACUCUAGGAUGGAUUCAUACACAUCCCAGUCAGAGUUGUUUUUUGAGUUCGGUAGAUCUUCACACGCACUGUUCAUACCAAUUGAUGUUACCAGAAGCCAUAGCAAUAGUGAUGGCACCCUCCAAGACUCCAUCACAGGGAAUAUUUCGUUUAACCGAUCCACCAGGAAUUGAUGUGGUAACAGCGUGUCGCGAUCCACAAAUGUUUCAUUUGCAUGAGGGAUACGAAGGACAACUGUAUGAAUCAACAGAAAAAGGACAUGUUUAUGUUUCUGAUGAGAUGAUGCUGGACAUAACAGACAUGCGAGUAUAA
Molecule: messenger RNA, 1365 nt
Organism: Batrachochytrium dendrobatidis JAM81
Lineage: Eukaryota; Fungi; Chytridiomycota; Chytridiomycetes; Rhizophydiales
Exons: 9
Coding region: 1-1365 (454 amino acids)
Biological process (GO): protein K63-linked deubiquitination
Cellular component (GO): membrane; endosome
Molecular function (GO): protein binding; K63-linked deubiquitinase activity; metal-dependent deubiquitinase activity
Source: RefSeq, a predicted model, not a curated record